CCUCGCGUCAACACGGCGGCGGCUUCCCGGAGCGUCCGGGCGCUGGCGGACUGGCGCGCAGCUCGACGGCUCUCAGGCGGCCCGGCUGUUGAGCGGCGACCGGCGCCAUGGCGGAGGCAGCGCCUGCUCGGCAUAGACGAAAACGGCGCUCUGCACCUUUAACAACUUCAACACCUUCACAAGCAACAGAAAAAAGCUCGUAUUUUCAGACCACAGAGAUCUCACUCUGGACAGUGGUGGCUGCUAUUCAGUCUGUGGAGAAGAAGAUGGAGUCCCAGGCUGCCCGGCUACAGAGCCUGGAGGGACGUACCGGGACAACUGAGAAGAAGCUGGCCGACUGUGAGAAGACAGCCGUGGAGUUCAGCAACCAGCUGGAGGGCAAGUGGGCCGUGCUGGGGACCCUGCUGCAGGAGUAUGGGCUGCUGCAGCGGCGGCUGGAGAACGUGGAGAACCUGCUGCGCACCAGGAGCUCCUGGGUGCUGCGGCUGCCACCUGGCAGCAAGGGCGAGGCCCCCAAGGUGUCCAGGUCACUUGAGAAUGAUGGUGUGUGUUUCUCUGAGCAGGAGUGGGAGAACCUGGAGGACUGGCAGAAGGAGCUCUACAGGAACGUCAUGGAGAGCAACUAUGAGACGCUGGUCUCUCUGAAGGUCCUUGGCCAGCCAGAGGGAGAAGCGGACUUGGGUACAGAAAUGCUGGGUGACCUGGAGGAGGAAGGCCCUGGUGGUACCCACCCUGGUGGUGCCCGCCCUGCGGAUGGGGCUAUGGUCAAGCAGGAGUUGCUGUACAAGCAGGAGGGCUCUGUGGGCCUCCCUGGCACAUUCUCAGGUGCUGCUGAAGAGCAGGCUUUCCUGGGCCCAGAGCAUUUUGAGCUCUGGGAUGGUCAGGGUGGACCUGUUCUCUUGGAGUCAGGCCCUGGGGACUCUAAUCUCGAGGAUCCUACUGAGGAGAGUACAGAUCUGACCAGUGACAGAAUUCUGGGCUGCUCCACAAAGCAGAAAUCCCACAGGCAGGUCCAGCUGGGUCAGGAAUGUGGGCAGGGCCUGAAGCUGAAAAAGGACACUUCUGGUUCCUAUGAAUGUUCUGAGUGUGAGAUCAGUUUCCGCUACAAGCAGCAACUGGCCACACAUCUGCAGAGCCACUCGGGGUGGGAGUCUUUCCCCACCACAGAGCCAGAGGAGAGCCUCAGGCCCAGGCCACGGCUGAAACCACCGGCCAAGAAGGCAAAGCUGCAUCAGUGUGAGGUGUGCCAAAGGAGCUUCAGCUGCAAGGUGAACCUCAUCACUCACCAGCGCUGCCACCUUCAGGAGGGGCCUAGUGCUAGCCCGCGCGUCCAGGAGAGGUUCUCACCCAACAGCCUGGUUGCCCUGCCUGGCCACAUCCCUUGGAGGAAAAGCCGGAGUUCGCUAAUCUGUGGGUACUGUGGUGGAAGAGGUGCCUGACCUAGAGCAGUAGCAGCCCUGAAGGCACAGCAUGACCUGCAUUUUUACUUAAACCUAGGACAGACAAGAAGAGGGUGUGGCUGAGACUAGCCCAGGGACCCUAGCUCCCGUGUGGAGACGACACCGUCUGGGAGGUGGUAGACAGGUAGGUGAAUUUUGGCGGGUAUCACGGGAGCACUUGGCAGCUGUUAGAAACCUUUACACUCCAGAUGGCCACUGUCCCAUCCUUGAUCAUUCUCAUGUUCCAGUUAUUGAGUGGUUUAAUGUGGCCAGCUUCCUGCCUAGAAGUGGAAAAAAUAUAAAGUAUAAAACACAGUCCUGUUUCUCCAACAAAUUCAAGUCUCCCCUGGGGCAGGGACAUAAUUAUGUCAAACAGUUGGGCUACUAGUAACAUUCAUUGAGCACUUAUGCAUGAGGCACUCUUUUAAGUUCUUUUUAUAAAAACUAGUUCUCAUACAGCCUGGAGUGGUAUGAUUUCACUGUUUCACUUAAGAGAUGUGGGAGGAGACUUGAGCAGUGUGGUGUGGCAGUGGGGACGUCAGUGCAGACCAUGUGCUUCAGAGCCCACGCUUGUCCAGGUGCUGUUGGUUAAGCUUAUGCAGUGUCAAGACUGGAUUCCAAGUCCCUGAUACCACAACUGUGGUCUCCACAUCAGCAGCACUGGCUCCCCGGGAACUUGGUGGAAAUGCGAAUCAGCAUUUUAACAAGAGCUCCAGGUGACAAAUGUACAUAGGGCACUGUCCUAAGUCACAACAAAUUAACUAACCUCUUGUCUGCUUCAACUGUCCUGCAUUGAAAGCCUGCUUAGGGAGGCACUGAGAAGAAAACAGGAAAUGGAUUGAAGCUUAGGGAGAACUGAGCUGGAAAGACUAUAGGGUGACAAAUGCCAGACAUCCCUAACCUAAUCCAUCUGUCUCCUCUCCUCCUGUUCCCAUAGUUAAGGUCCUAAUGGUCCUCACCUGAGCUACUUGGUAACCAAACUAGUCUGUUCCUCACAUGUUCCUGCUACCAGUUAUUGUUCUAGAGCACAGCUGGAUGUGGACUUUCCUCAGAACCCUGCGAUGGCAUUCACCAGCUACUGAUAGAGAUGUUUUGGUAUAGAACUGGCAGCUUCCACAGCCUACCCACCCUGUGUUUCUUCCCUUCCCCGCUCAGUGUGCUUCUGCCAGCUUGGGCUUCCCAUCUUAUUGAAUAAGCCCUGCUUUCUCUCUCACCAAUGCCCUUGGUGAACUAAACACUAUUUGGUUUUUACUGUUGAUGAAGGAUUAUGGAAAGUAGUACUCCUGUAAGACAGCUCCCCAAGAAAGUGGAGGGACGGUGUAGCUCCAGAAGUGGGAGGGGAAACAAACAUUAAACCUUUCCCAGUGCCUUCCUGAUAACAAUGGGCCCUAAAGGAAAGGGCGGAUAUAGAAUGUCAGCCCCUAAACCUUGGGUUUUCCCCAUUGACCUGGUAGUCCUGAAUGACAAGGGGCAAAAUUUGAAUACUCAUUGGAGUCUGGCUUUUUUGUUUUUGUGGUGCUGGGGAUUGAACCCAGGGCUUUGUGUUUGCAAGGCAAGCACGCUACCAACUGAGCCAUAUCCCCAGCCCCUGGGUCUGGCUUUAACCUGUACAACUAUCCCCUGAUGGUCAAAGCUGCACGUAUACAAUGAUCCCAUCACCCUCCUGGUACCCUAUAAAACCAGA
Messenger RNA from Sciurus carolinensis (gray squirrel), 3123 nucleotides. It is a transcript of the gene Znf212, whose product is annotated as zinc finger protein 212. NCBI's taxonomy places the organism in Eukaryota, Metazoa, Chordata, Mammalia, Rodentia, Sciuridae. The coding region runs from base 108 to 1439 and encodes 443 amino acids. Gene Ontology annotation, biological process: regulation of DNA-templated transcription. The record is from RefSeq and is a predicted model, not a curated record. The transcript is spliced from 6 exons.